Gastrolobium bilobum is the source of this 642-nucleotide messenger RNA. Its product is annotated as transcription factor DYT1-like. The coding region runs from base 1 to 642 and encodes 213 amino acids. Gene Ontology annotation, cellular component: nucleus. The transcript has 4 exons. Gene Ontology annotation, molecular function: DNA-binding transcription factor activity; protein dimerization activity; sequence-specific DNA binding. The record is from RefSeq and is a predicted model, not a curated record. Lineage: Eukaryota; Viridiplantae; Streptophyta; Magnoliopsida; Fabales; Fabaceae. Gene Ontology annotation, biological process: regulation of DNA-templated transcription.
AUGGAGUAUGAAGAUGAAGAUUGGCUAUGUGUCUCUCUGGAAGACUUUUCUCUUGCUACUGAAAAUGGUAGUAGCAAGGGAAGGGUGAGUAGGAAGAGGAACUAUGAUGAUGACACAAGAGAGUACAAAUCCAAGAACCUUGAAACUGAAAGGAGGAGGAGGGAAAAACUCAGUAGCAGGCUCUUGAUGUUGCGGUCUUUAGUACCUAUCAUCACAAAUAUGAACAAAGCAACCAUUGUUGAAGAUGCUAUCACCUACAUCAUGAAGCUGCAAGAUAAAGUGCAGAGUCUCAGCCAAGAGCUUCUCCAAUUGGAAGCAACUUCAGAGGAAACAGGGGAGACAAGGAUUGAUGAAACUGAUGCUGCAGAGGAUAUGAAGAAUUGGGGGAUACAGGCAGAGGUUAAGGUGGCACAAAUCGACGUGAAUAAACUCUGGGUCAAGAUCAUCAUUGAGAAGAAGAGGGGAAGGUUCAAGAAACUGAUGGAGGCCAUGAAUGAUUUUGGCAUUGAGCUCAUAGACACCAAUCUUACAACAGCAAAAGGAGCAUUUGUGAUUACAAGCUGCAUGCAGGGCAAGGAUGGUGAAAGACUUGCAGUUCAUCAAAUCAAGAAUGUGUUGGAAGAUAUUAUCAGUGGCAUAUAG